AUGAAUCUUAGAUUGGAUACCUUGAGCAAUUUACGGACCCUAAAAUGUUCGGAUGGAAGUUGGAUGGAAGAAGGUGGUUUAGCAUGCAUGACUAAUUUGCAACAACUGAAGAUAGUAGAAUUAACAAAAGCAAACUUAGACUUAGUGGUUUCCAACAUAGAGAGAUUCCACUGCCUUCAAUCCUUGUCUCUGGAAUUUAAGGGUGGCCAACCAACAACCAUAAGACUUUCUCAUUUUGAGCAUCUUCACAAGCUCCAUUUGGCUAGGAGAAUAAACAAGCUACCUGAACUCCCACAGAAUCUUGUCAAGCUAAGUCUGUUGUAUUCCGAUCUUGAGGAAGAUUCAAUAGAUGAUUUGGAAGAGUUGAUAGUGGAAGAAGGGGCAAUGAUGAAGCUCAAUAAUCUAGACAUAAGCCGUUGCCCUCGAUUGGAAUUGGGAAAGAUUCCAGAACGAUUGAAGUUAUUGACUUCAUACUCUUGA
This is a messenger RNA of Prunus armeniaca (apricot), 480 nucleotides long. The record is from the annotation of a GenBank genome assembly. NCBI's taxonomy places the organism in Eukaryota, Viridiplantae, Streptophyta, Magnoliopsida, Rosales, Rosaceae.